UCACAAAAUUAUCACAUGUGAGCAUAUGGCAACACAUGGCUAUCAGGCGUAAAUUUUAAACAACAAUUUUAUUAUAUUUUUUAAUCUGUGAAAGAAUUUAGUUUCAAAGAUGCCGAAAUCGAAGAGGGACAAAAAAAUUUCUCUCACUAAAACCGAUAGAAAAGGUUUAGUCUUAAAACAGAGGAUCAUGGAAGAUGUUAAGAAAUGUGUGGAAGAAUACAGUUGCAUAUUUCUAAUCUCUAUUCAAAAUACACGCAAUACUAAACUUCUUGAUUUACGUUCUGAAUGGAAAGACAGUAAACUUUUCUUUGGAAAGCUUAGAAUAAUUGCGCUGGGUCUGGGAAAAUCAAAGGAAACUGAAGUUGCAGAAGGUAUACAUAAAUUAGCUAAUGCAAUGAAGAAUCAUUCGAUGAGAGGCCAGUGUGGUCUGUUAUUUACUAAUAGACCAAGAAAACAGAAAUUACUAGGUAAACCGCUAGCAGUUUUUAAGCUACUACUUUUGGGGGUAUACACGAAAAAACAUGGUUUUAAGAAACUUACAAUACCAGAUGACGCGAGAGAGAACGAUGAAGAAAAAAUGGAUAUGGAGGACAAUGAUGAUACAUGAAAUUUAUAUGUAUUGUAGUUUAAGAAAAAAAUGUAUAUAUGACUUUAUACAUAAAUAUAUUUCCUUAUUUGUAAUUACUUUAUUUAAAACGCCAACAGCAAAUUUUAUGUCAUGAAAUUGUAUUUAAAUGCUUAAAAUGUAACAAAUGAGU
Messenger RNA from Acromyrmex echinatior (Panamanian leafcutter ant), 758 nucleotides. RefSeq names its product ribosomal protein LP0-like (gene RpLP0-like). Gene Ontology annotation, biological process: rRNA processing; ribosomal large subunit assembly; nuclear-transcribed mRNA catabolic process. Gene Ontology annotation, cellular component: nucleolus; preribosome, large subunit precursor. The record is from RefSeq and is a predicted model, not a curated record. Lineage: Eukaryota; Metazoa; Arthropoda; Insecta; Hymenoptera; Formicidae. Gene Ontology annotation, molecular function: RNA binding.